Dissoconium aciculare CBS 342.82 is the source of this 822-nucleotide messenger RNA. RefSeq names its product DNA glycosylase. Gene Ontology annotation, cellular component: nucleus. Gene Ontology annotation, biological process: base-excision repair. NCBI's taxonomy places the organism in Eukaryota, Fungi, Ascomycota, Dothideomycetes, Mycosphaerellales, Dissoconiaceae. Bases 1 to 822 code for a protein of 273 amino acids. The record is from RefSeq and is a predicted model, not a curated record. The transcript has a single exon. Gene Ontology annotation, molecular function: catalytic activity; DNA binding.
AUGUCCGCCAAUCCCGUCCCAUCCAUCCUCGAGGAUAAAUUUGGAAUCGUGCAAGAGAGGCUAUGGCAGGAGCCAUUCUGGCUUAUCAUCGCCGUAGUAUUCCUAAACCAGACCACCGGCCGAGCCGCAAUGCCCGUCUUCUGGGCCCUAAAGGCAAGAUACAUCACCAUCGAGAACAUCGCCAACGCCGACGUCACCGAGCUCAGAACUAUGAUUGAACAUCUCGGCCUCGGAAAUCAACGUUCUAAGCGAAUCGUCGAAAUCGCCAAAGUCUGGCUCACAAAUCCUCCGACACGCAGUCGCCGCUACCGAACGCUACACUAUCCCUCCCCCGGCGACGGCAAAUCAAUGAAGAGCGCCGACAUCCUCGAAGACGACGUGGAGAUCACCCCCGGCGCCCUCGAACUUGGCCACAUGCCAGGUUGCAAACAAUAUGCCUAUGACAGCUGGCGAAUCUUCUGCCGCGACGUCCUCCGCGGCGUGGCGGAUGACUAUCGCGGCUUGAACGCCAAGGACUUCGAAAACUUCGAGCCGGAAUGGAAACGUGUGGUCCCCCUCGACAAGGAACUGCGGGCUUGUCUCCGAUGGAUGUGGUUACGCGAAGGCUACAUUUGGGAUCCCCUGACGGGCGAGAAACGGUUCGCCACGAGCGAGGAGAUGGCUCAGGCGAUUCGGGGACAGAUGGAAAUUGAGGAUCCACAGGAGAGGAAGUUUGCACGCCAGGCUGUGGAGAAUUCUGCGGCGGAUGCUGGUAAGUAUCAUCGCGAGGUUACCGAUGUUGGUAAUGAUGCUGAUCCGGUGACGGAAACUUUGGCACAAUAA